GGUGAAAAAGUUCGAUAAUUUUAAAGAAGAGGUUAUGAACGGUUGUUUAAUAAGAGGGUCACCAAUUCAAGUCGUUAAUGCUUUAGCGGAGCUUGGUUACAGAGUUGUUGGAACAACCGGAGACGCCGAAGUGGUUUUUACUAUGCAAAGAGAUAUCUAAUAAACAAACAAUUAAUGUCAUCUUAGUUUUUAAAAAUGUCAUGUGAUCAUAAAAAUUGUUGUAACAAAUCAGACCAAUUACGUCAAACAUUAGAUGAGUUGGAUUUUGAAAGAGGGAUUUGGGCAUCGGCGCAAUGUGGGGAUUUGGAAAGAUGUCAAAAACUUGUUAAAACGGGAGUUGAUGUGAACGUUGAGGAUAAUUUUGGUUAUACUGCUUUACAUUAUAGUGCAAGGCAUGGAAAGUUAGAUGUUUGUAAAUGGUUAUUGAGGGAAAAUGCUAAAGUUGAUGCAAAGACAAGGUCUGGAGGAGCAACCCCAUUACACAGGGCGUGUACAACAGGUCACCUGGAGGUUGUUCGACUUCUCCUCACUUAUAAAGCCGAUCCAGAAAUUAAAGACGCUGAUGGAAAGACAGCUCUCCAUAGAGCUGCAGAAAACCAACAUGAUAAAAUUUGUGAAUUAUUAAUAAAUCAAUCGCAUAAUCCAAUGGCACUAAAGCGGCACAUUGAUAAAAAAAACAAACUUGCAGUGGAUUAUGCCAAAAAUGAUAUUUUAAAAGAUUUGUUAAAAAUGUAGUAAAAAAUGUAUAUGUAAAAUUCUCUUCUUGUCACCUCUUUUUCUUGCCUUGUGUCGACAUUUCAUUUGCUCUUAAGGCGAUACAACUUAAACAAUAACCCUUAAAGGUAAAUAAAUAAAAGAUAAUUUUUAUGUUCAAGUUGGAUCACCUUUAAAUUCAGUUUAUAGUAAAUGUUUAAAUUAAAUAAAAUAAUAUAGUCUUAAAAAUAUGUAUGUACUUAACUUGUUAAUUGUAGCUUAUUGUAUUAUACUUGGAUGUUAUAAAUCAAUUGGGUUUUUGAUGUAUUUACUAUAUUACAAAACUAUUAUUACAGACCAAAACAACCAUUUCUUAUCUACAAUAUUAAUCCAUAAUAAAAUUGUGAAACUAUA
Molecule: messenger RNA, 1107 nt
Organism: Onthophagus taurus
Lineage: Eukaryota; Metazoa; Arthropoda; Insecta; Coleoptera; Scarabaeidae
Product: ankyrin repeat domain-containing protein 39
Biological process (GO): protein K6-linked ubiquitination
Cellular component (GO): BRCA1-BARD1 complex; BRCA1-A complex
Molecular function (GO): protein binding; ubiquitin-protein transferase activity
Source: RefSeq, a predicted model, not a curated record